This is a messenger RNA of Linum tenue, 3633 nucleotides long. The record is from the annotation of a GenBank genome assembly. Lineage: Eukaryota; Viridiplantae; Streptophyta; Magnoliopsida; Malpighiales; Linaceae.
UUUUUUUCUGUCUCCCUCCAAACUCCAAUCGAUUAUUCUCUCUCUGUCGCCCGCUCUCUCCGGCUGAAAGAUCUCCCCGUAUCUCUUUUAUUUCCCUUUCUCCUCUAUUUCUUCUCCCCCCUAAUCUCCUUUCCUCUCUUCUUCUUCUUCUCCAUUUUUUCCCUUUCCCUUCCCAAUUUCAAUUGUUGUUUUUUCCCCUCUUUCUUCCCACCUCCUGUCGAGCGAGAUUGGGGUCCUGCUCGGGGGCAGCUAACAAUGUCGCCGGGCGUGAGAGACCUGCAGCUGGCUCGAGUCGCCGGCGGAGGCGACGCUGAUUCCGGUGACAUGGAGGACGUAAGGCUCCUGGACUCCUACGAGCAUCGGGAGUCCGAUGAUGCGAUCGAGGCGGGGGAAGGCGAGAAGGAAGGUGGGGGGAGGAUGAGGAAGAUUCAGGUCAGAAUUACCGGGAUGACCUGUGCUGCUUGUUCCAAUUCCGUCGAAUCAGCUCUCAGGAGCAUCAAUGGCGUCGUUUCGGCCUCUGUCGCGCUGCUGCAGAACAGGGCCGAUGUCGUGUUUGACCCCAGCUUGGUCAAGGAUGAUGAUGUCAAGAAUGCAAUUGAAGAUGCAGGGUUUGAUGCAGAGGUUCUGGCUCAACCUACUACAAUGAAGAAAAAGUCGAACAAUAAAACCCUGGUGGGUCAGUUCACAAUUGGAGGUAUGACUUGUGCAGCCUGUGUGAACUCAGUUGAAGGUAUUUUGAGAGAUCUUCCUGGCGUUAAGAGGGCUGUUGUGGCCCUGGCUACUUCUUUAGGGGAAGUUGAGUAUGAUCCCACGAUAAUUAACAAGAAUGACAUAGUGAAUGCCAUUGAAGAUGCUGGUUUUGAAGGGGCACUUGUACAGAGCAGUCAGCAGGACAAAAUUAUAGUGGGAGUUAGUGGAGUAAUGACUGAGAUGGACGCACAACUCUUGGAAGGAAUACUUAGCACAUUGAGAGGGGUUCGGCAAUUUCGUUACAACAGGAUAUCCACUGAACUUGAAGUUCUUUUUGACCCUGAAGUCAUUAGCUCUAGAUCCUUGGUUGAUGGUAUAGAGGAAGGGAGCAAUGACCAGUUCAAAUUACACGUUAUUAACCCAUAUGCAAGAAUGACGUCUAAAGAUAAUGAGGAAGCAUCCAAUAUGUUCAGACUUUUCAUUUCCAGCUUGCUUUUCAGUAUUCCCGUCUUUUUCGUGAGAGUGAUAUGCCCUCAUAUACCACUGCUAUAUUCUGUGCUACUCUGGCGUUGUGGACCGUUCCUCAUGGGGGAUUGGUUGAAUUGGGCAUUGGUGAGUGUGGUUCAGUUUGUAAUUGGGAAGCGCUUCUAUAUAGGAGCUGCAAGAGCUCUUAAAAAUGGUUCAACCAAUAUGGAUGUGUUAGUUGCACUUGGAACUUCCGCCUCAUAUGUUUACUCUGUUUGUGCCCUUCUAUAUGGUGCUGCCUCUGGGUUCUGGUCUCCUACCUACUUCGAAACAAGUUCCAUGCUGAUAACAUUCGUAUUAAUGGGGAAGUAUUUGGAAUGUCUUGCAAAGGGGAAAACAUCUGAUGCCAUCAAAAAGUUGGUAGAACUUGCACCAGCAACUGCAUUGCUGGUUGACAAAGACAAUGGUGGAAAUGUGCGAGAAAGGGAAAUAGAUGCCUUACUGAUUCAGCCUGGUGAUACUUUAAAAGUUAUUCCUGGAGGAAAAGUUCCGGCAGAUGGCGUUGUUGUAUGGGGUUCAAGUUAUGUUAAUGAGAGUAUGGUAACUGGAGAGUCGGAGCCUGUCCUCAAGGAGGCUACUUCAUCAGUUAUUGGUGGCACUAUUAACUUACAUGGUGUGCUACAUGUAAAAGCCACUAAAAUUGGAUCUGAUGCUGUUCUGAGCCAGAUAAUUAGUUUGGUUGAAACAGCACAGAUGUCCAAAGCUCCAAUUCAGAAAUUCGCAGAUUUUGUAGCUAGCAUUUUUGUCCCUACAGUUGUUGCCAUGUCUUUGAUUACAUUAUUAGGCUGGUACAUUGGUGGAACUAUAGGAGCUUAUCCUGAAACGUGGCUUCCGGAAAAUGGCAAUUUCUUUGUCUUCUCUCUCAUGUUUUCAAUAUCAGUGGUGGUAAUUGCAUGUCCAUGUGCGCUUGGGUUGGCAACACCAACUGCAGUGAUGGUUGCCACUGGAGUUGGGGCUAAGCAUGGUGUGUUGAUAAAAGGAGGAGAUGCUUUGGAAAGGGCUCAAAAGAUUAAUUAUGUGAUAUUUGAUAAAACUGGAACUUUAACUCAAGGGAAAGCAACUGUCACCACUGCAAAAGUUUUCACAGGAAUGGAUCGUGGAGAAUUCCUCAGAUGGGUGGCCUCUGCCGAGGCCAGCAGUGAGCAUCCAUUGGCAAAGGCAAUAGUGGAGUAUGCACGGCACUUUCAUUUCUUUGACGGGCCUUCUCCAAGAAAGGACGGCGAAAACCAUAAUAAAGAUUCAACAAUGUCCGGAUGGCUUUUAAAUGUCUCAGAUUUCUCUGCUCUACCUGGGACUGGUGUCAAGUGCUGUAUAGAUGGCAAACGAGUCUUGGUGGGGAAUCGGAAGCUCAUGGCUGACAAUGGCAUUGAAAUCUCAGCUUAUAUCGAAGACUUUGUGGUAGAACUUGAAGAUUCUGCAAAGACGGGCAUACUUGUUGCAUUUGAUAACAAGCUGAUUGGCGUUCUGGGGGUCGCGGAUCCUUUGAAGAGAGAAGCGGCUGUUGUUGUGGAAGGCCUUCAAAAGAUGGGCGUCGAACCAGUCAUGGUCACUGGAGACAACUGGCGGACAGCUCGGGCAGUAGCAAAAGAGGUCGGGAUUAAAGAUGUAAGAGCAGAAGUUCUGCCAGCAGGCAAGGCCGAUGUGGUCCGCGCAUUUCAAAAGGACGGAAGCACGGUCGCCAUGGUUGGCGAUGGCAUAAACGACUCCCCUGCCCUGGCUGCAUCGGAUGUCGGAAUGGCCAUUGGUGCGGGGACAGAUAUAGCAAUAGAAGCUGCCGAUUACGUGCUGAUGAGGAACAACUUGGAGGACGUAAUCACUGCCAUCGAUCUGUCGAGGAAAACGUUUGCUCGUAUCCGGCUGAACUACAUGUUUGCGAUGGUGUACAAUGUGGUGGCGAUACCCAUAGCCGCGGGAGUGUUCUUCCCUUCUCUGAGGAUCAAGUUACCGCCGUGGGCAGCCGGUGCCUGCAUGGCGCUUUCGUCGGUGAGCGUCGUUUGCUCUUCUUUACUUUUGAGACGAUACAAGAAGCCCAGACUCACCACGUUACUGAAGAUUACUGUAGAGUAGAUGAACACGAGUAAUGUAAAUAAACAUUGUGAUGUUGUAAUGAAUUGUUACAACAAAAUGGGGGAAAAGAUGUUGUAAGGAGGGAAAAGUUUGGGAGGGUUCUGGGGGGAUUCCAAAUUUUGUACAAUUUUCAUUUUUUGGUUUCUUACAGUUAAGCCUAAGUUUAGCCUUUCUAAGCUUUGCCGUUGUAACAUACCGCCCCAUUGAUGAAAUGUUGUAAAGGGGAGCCUGAGUCUCUUACUAUGUGUGUAAUUCUGUUGUAAUGAUAUCAUCGUCUAGCUUCUUGCUUGCGUAUUCAUUCUUAUGUAAGUGAUUAAUCUUCUGCAAGCGAGUCCUGUUUCUAUAUUUAAC